AUUAAAACUCUGUUGUUGUUGUUGUUUUAGUAGGAGCAGUAAUCAAUGUUGAAGAAGUAGAAAUGAGAAUGCUAAAAUUAAAAUUACCUUAUGACAAAAAGCAAAUCAAAAAGCUCACUAUUGACAGAGACAGACUAUGUAAAAUAUCCAUGACUUGCAUACUUUCAACCAACCAAAAAAAAAAAAAAAAAAAAAAACUGCUACCACUUUUAUUUUUAUUUUUUUAAAAAUUAUUUUUAUAUUUUAUUUUUUCAAGGCUAUGGUUUUAUAGGAAUGAGAGAGAGACAGAAGAGAGUGAGAGUGAAAGCAAGAAAAAUGUGAAGUGAAGAUAACAAGCUCCAUUAAACCAAAAACCAGGGCAAUUUCUAACUACUUCUUGUUUAUGUCUUCUUCAUUCUUUUAAUUAUUUUGUGAGAAACAACAUUUGCAAAAAUUUUGGAAUUUUUUGAUAAAGGGGACAAAAUAUGAGCAAAAUUGUUAUUAUUUUAUUGUUUGCUUUUCUCCAACAUCAAAAUUCAUACAUUGAAGCAAGAAAAAUUUCCCCUGUUUCAUCUCCCCUGUUUUCACCUCUAAGUUCUCCAAUUUCACCUUCAUUGGCGGAAUUUUCUCCAGGAAUUGACGUGGGUGGUGGAAACACAAAAAUGAAUACAAAUACUAGACUGAAAGUAGCCCUAAUUGUUGCUAGUGCUUCAGUUGGUGUGGUUAUGUUAUCUUUGUUUUGUUUGUGGAUUUUUUAUAAGAGGAAUUAUGGCAAUAAACCCAGAAAGAAGCAUGACAGAAAAUCAGAUUUUGUCAAUCGAUUUUCGUUCAAUCAAUCAAUGGGUAGCUUGAAUUCAUUGAAAAUGAGUAGCAAAUUAGGAGGGUGUGUCUCUAACAUGGACUAUAAGAUGCUAGAGGCUGCCACCGGCAAUUUCGACGAAAAUAAUGUAUUGGGUGUGGGUGGUUUUGGAUGUGUGUAUAAAGCUAAGCUUGAUGGUGAUUGUUAUGUUGCUGUGAAGAAAAUCAAUGUGGGUGUUCAAGAAGCCGAAAAGGAAUUCGAGAAUGAGAUUGCGUUGUUAAGUAAAAUUCGGCAUCAGAAUAUCAUAACUCUUUUGGGCUGUUGCAUACAUGGUGAUACAAGAUUUCUUGUGUAUGAACUUAUGGAAAAUGGAUCCCUAGAAACUCAGUUGCACGGUGUUUCUCGAGGAUCUGCUUUAACUUGGCAUAUCCGAAUGAAGAUUGCUCUUGAUAUUGCAAGAGGGCUAGAAUAUCUACAUGAGCACUGUAACCCUCCAGUCAUUCAUAGAGAUCUGAAAUCAUCUAAUAUCCUUCUGGAUGCCGGGCUUAAUGCCAAGCUUUCGGAUUUUGGUUUCGCCAUCACCAAUGGACCUCAUAUCAAGAACAAUAUCAAGCUCUCAGGCACCUUAGGGUAUGUGGCACCUGAGUACCUUUUAGAUGGUAAAUUGACUGAUAAAAGUGAUGUUUAUGCAUUUGGAGUGGUGCUUUUAGAGCUUCUCCUUGGGAGAAAGCCUGUAGAAAAACUUUCACCGUCUCAAUGCCAAUCCAUUGUGACAUGGGCCAUGCCUCAAUUGACUGACAGAUCAAAGCUUCCAAACAUCGUGGAUCCCGUUAUCAGAGACACCAUGGAUCCUAAGCAUUUGUACCAAGUGGCUGCUGUGGCUGUCUUAUGCGUGCAGCCAGAACCAAGUUACCGCCCAUUGAUUAUCGAUGUUAUGCAUUCACUUGUUCCGCUUGUUCCAGCUGAACUUGGAGGUACUCUAAGAAUUAACCAGCGCACUAAUACAAGGGCCUCUGAAACAUGUAUGGAGCAGCAGACAGCUUAGGAGGUUAAAAAACUUCUACAUUUGCCUCACAAUUUUGAACUGCGCUAUUGUCAGACCUCUCCUGCUUAUAUUCCUACAUCAUCAAGUUUUUCUCCUUCUCUUCGUUUCGUUUGAGUUACCCGACAUCUCUCUUUUUAUCUAAGUCAUUGUUAAAUUCAGAUUUUGUAAAUUGACACACAUAUAAAGAUGAAUCUGUUGCAUCUGUGAAUAGAAAAAUGCAGUAUAUUAUACAUGUUCUGCUCAUGUAAUUACUUAGUUGGCCUACAUCUUGAAAUUCAUAGAUUGUAUCUUCAUACACUUUAAAUUAACCCAACUCAAUAAAGGCGGAUCCAAACCUUAAAUGUA
This is a messenger RNA of Chenopodium quinoa (quinoa), 2168 nucleotides long. Its product is annotated as probable receptor-like protein kinase At1g80640. Gene Ontology annotation, molecular function: ATP binding; protein kinase activity. The coding region runs from base 465 to 1823 and encodes 452 amino acids. The record is from RefSeq and is a predicted model, not a curated record. Gene Ontology annotation, biological process: protein phosphorylation. The transcript is spliced from 10 exons. NCBI's taxonomy places the organism in Eukaryota, Viridiplantae, Streptophyta, Magnoliopsida, Caryophyllales, Amaranthaceae.